This is a messenger RNA of Vanrija pseudolonga, 492 nucleotides long. RefSeq lists its product as uncharacterized. The coding region runs from base 1 to 492 and encodes 163 amino acids. Lineage: Eukaryota; Fungi; Basidiomycota; Tremellomycetes; Trichosporonales; Trichosporonaceae. The record is from RefSeq and is a predicted model, not a curated record. The transcript has 4 exons.
AUGGCCUCGCAGACGGACGCGAUUGUCGAGCGGCUCCUGGGGCGCAAGCCUCUGCCACCACUGGAACCAGGCAGCAAAGUGUGGGACACGGAGCUGGCGCGCGCCAUCGCCGGGCUCGACGAGCACCGUUUCGUCAUUGCUGCGCUACACCUCGCCAACGACGACAUUGACGCCUGCCACAGGAUAGCGCAGGCGAGCGAGGGGGACCCGACCGCAGACCUGCUGCACGCGACGCUUCACCGCCGAGAAGGCGACUACUGGAACUCGAAGUACUGGUACAGCCACGUCGAGGACAAGCACGCCCUCGCACGCGCCGACGCCGCGGCGUUCGUCGACGCGUGCGCGGCGGCGGCGAAGGGCAAAUCGGGCGGCUCCAAGCUGCAGCAGCGGCAGUGGGACGAGCUGCUCGAGCUCGUGCGGUGGACGCGGGAGAACUGCGCGCGCGGGGAUACGGGGGGUGCAGACGACGAGGCAGAGCUGGACGAGUAUUGA